AUGUCGCGUCUGUGGAGAUCAAAUCAAGCCCCGAGCAGCACUGCUACUUCACCGAAUUCCGCUGGGAAGACUUUCGUUGUUCCUCUCUUCCUGGCCACGUCCCGUCGGUCGGCCCAAAACGAAGUGUUCACUCGCGGUGCAUUGCCUGCCAGCACAAGGUCUAGAACUUCAACAUGUUCAGUUACAGAAAAUGCGCCCUCCAGGGUUGGAGAUGUUCCACCACCGUCAGUUCCAAGAGAUAACGAAGAUGAGCAGUCCGACAUGUACGCAGGGAGCUUGCGCGAGCAGCCAUCUAUCAGUGAGUCGACUAUUGAACCUGUACCACUGGCGCGAAAUAUGGACGAUGAACCGACCCCUUCUGAACGUCAAGCCAUGCGAUCGUACCGAAAUGGCAGCACCACCAGCAGCCAUUCCUCGAAGCGCAGCAGCAGAAGGCAUGGGAUCUUCUCCAAGAAAUCAUAUCGUGACCCAGAUGUCAACGCAAAGGCAAGAAUCAGCUUCGCAUUUGGUGUCACUUUGUUGGUUGCUGUAAUCAUCUACUUGGUUCUUGCGGCUACCGGCGUCGGCAAGAACACUAUGUUUCAUGCCCUCUCGAUCCUUCUGAUCUUGACCUUGACCGGGGUCUUCAUCCAUCAGCUCAUCCGCAUGUUCAUGCUCAUGCGACGACCGAGGAGGUCAAGACAUCGGACAACACAUGGGACUCGGCGCCCGCAUGCGACGAGACAGACUAGAGGUCAACGUGAUGGCAGAGGGAGACGAAAUCAGCAGAUUGACGAGCUGGUUCUUGAAAAGCCCAUCCAGAUACACAUGGCCGAGGAUGCUGGUUUUGGCCCAGAUGUUGAAAGUCAAGCAGCGAUCCGACCUCCCCCGCCUGUGUAUGGUAACACUCGAACAAGCAUGAGACUGAACCCAGACUUGGUCCACUGGAAGGAAGUACAAGUACCGCCCACACCUCUAACACCCACCUACGAAGAGGCAUUGAACCAAGUACAUCAGACUGUCGGAUAUCGACCACCGAGCUACUUGUCGGAGAGUGGCACGACUGAUGCGAUGGAGACUCGGACUAGGGACGUUGACGCUGCUCUUGAACAUAUCCAUCCACUGGAGCGUGAUCGGUUGCGUAGGUUGACGGCUGCUGCGCUUGAGGGCCGCAACAACGGUCUGGCCUAG
Molecule: messenger RNA, 1170 nt
Organism: Cladophialophora bantiana CBS 173.52
Lineage: Eukaryota; Fungi; Ascomycota; Eurotiomycetes; Chaetothyriales; Herpotrichiellaceae
Exons: 3
Coding region: 1-1170 (389 amino acids)
Source: RefSeq, a predicted model, not a curated record